CGACCACACCAAAGUGAGUCUACAUGAUGCUAGCGGGGGUCGUAAGAGAUCCAGAGAUAGACAAACGUCAAGUGACAGAUCACGAGAUUCAUCUCACGAAAGAACAGUCUCAGCUCACUCCUUGUAUUAGAAAUGCGACUUCUCCAACAUGACAGCACCAUGUUGAACAAGAAAAAGAUCGCAGUUCCUCUCAUCCAAGCAGUCUGCAUCCUCAAAAAGCAUCCCCAAAUGGUUCCAUUAGCAGUGCUGGGAACAGCAGCAGAAACAGUAGUCAGUCAAGUUUAGGUGGUAGCUGUAAGACAUCUAGGGAGAUGGUGUUUGUAUAUGAAAAUGCAAAAGAAGGAGCUCAGAAUAUAAGAACGUCAGAACAAGUGACACUAAUAGUGGAUAACACUAGAUUUCUUGUAGACCCAUCCAUUUUUACUGCACAGCCAAAUACAAUGUUGUACAGGAUGGUUGGUUCUGGCCGAGAACAUAACUUUACACGACCCAAUAAGAAAGAAGAGUAUGAGGUGGCAGAGGGGAUUGGUUCCACUGUGUUUCAAGCUAUUCUGGAUUACUAUAAAACAGGAAUAAUCCAUUGUCCUGAUGGCAUAUCUAUUCCUGAACUGAGAGAAGCAUGUGACUAUCUUUGUAUCUUUUUUGAAUAUAGUACUGUUAAAUGUAAAGAUCUCAGUGCCCUAAUGCAUGAGUUAUCAAAUGAUGGUGCUCAUAGACAAUUUGAAUUUUAUCUGGAAGAAAUGAUCCUCCCUCUCAUGGUAGCUAGUGCCCAGAGUGGGGAAUGGGAAUGUCAUAUAGUGGUGCUUACAGAUGAUGAUGUGGUUGAUUGGGGUGAAGAAUAUCCACCACAGAUUGGAGAAGAAUAUUCACAAAUUAUUUAUAGCACAAAAUUAUAUAGAUUUUUCAAGUACAUUGAAAACAGAGAUGUGGCCAAGUCAGUUUUGAAGAAGAGGAGUCUUAAGAUUAGAUUGGGAAUAGAAGGUUAUCCUACCUACAAAGAAAAAGUAAAGAAAAGGCCUGGAGGCCGCCCAGAAGUGUUCUACAACUAUGUCCAAAGACCCUUUAUUCGAAUGUCCUGGGAGAAGGAAGAAGGAAAGAGUCAGCAUGUAGACUUUCAGUGUGUAAAGAGUAAAUCUACCACCAACCUUGCAGCAGCUAUGGCAGACAUUCCCCAGGACCAGCUGGUAGUCAUGCACCCAACUCCACGAGUGGAUGAGCUGGAUAUUCUCCCUAUCCAUCCCCCUUCUGGCAACGGUGGCCUCGAUCCUGAUGCACAGAAUCCAAUGCUGUGAUGCUGAUGUUCCUUGAAACCACAGCAUGCUACUCUUCACAGUGACGUUGUACUCUCCUCAUUCUGCAAUGCAAGGCCACUCUUCUUCAUCAUGAGAUGCACAUAACAAUGUUUAGGAUGUUGCAGUGUAGGCUUUUUCAAGACCAAAGG
This is a messenger RNA of Symphalangus syndactylus (siamang), 1441 nucleotides long. RefSeq names its product BTB/POZ domain-containing protein 10-like. The record is from RefSeq and is a predicted model, not a curated record. NCBI's taxonomy places the organism in Eukaryota, Metazoa, Chordata, Mammalia, Primates, Hylobatidae. Gene Ontology annotation, cellular component: cytoplasm. Gene Ontology annotation, biological process: positive regulation of phosphorylation.